AUGACAAGAAGAUAUUGGAACAUCAAUUUGGAAGAGAUGAUGGAGGCAGGAGUUCAUUUUGGCCAUGGUACUAGGAAAUGGAAUCCUAAAAUGGCACCUUAUAUCUCUGCAAAGCGUAAAGGUAUUCAUAUUACAAAUCUUACUAGAACUGCUCGUUUUUUAUCAGAAGCUUGUGAUUUGGUUUUUGAUGCAGCAAGUAUGGGAAAAAAAUUCUUAAUUGUUGGCACUAAAAAUAAAGCAGCUGAUUCAGUAGCAUGGGCUGCAAUAAGGGCUCGUUGUCAUUAUGUUAAUAAAAAAUGGCUCGGCGGUAUGUUAACGAAUUGGUCCACUACAGAAACGAGACUUCAUAAGUUUAGAGACUUGAGAACGGAACAAAAAACAGGGAGACUCAACCGUCUUCCGAAACGAGAUGCAGCUAUGUUGAAAAGACAAUUAGCUCACCUGCAAACAUAUCUGGGCGGAAUUAAAUAUAUGACAGGUUUACCCGAUAUUGUAAUCAUCGUUGAGCAGCACGAAGAAUAUACAGCCCUUCGAGAAUGUAUCACUUUAGGAAUUCCAACAAUUUGUUUAAUCGAUACAAAUUGUGACCCCGAUCUUGCAGAUAUUUCGAUUCCAGCGAACGAUGACGCUAUAUCUUCAAUCCGAUUAAUUCUUAACAAAUUAGUAUUUGCAAUUUGUGAGGGUCGUUCUAGCUAUAUAAGAAAUACGCUAAUGUUCCCCCUCCAUCCAAACACCCCUCCUAGGGGUUUAGGCAUUUUCGCAUCAAACACUCUCAAAACCCUACACUCAAAGAGCAGAAACCCUCUCCUUCGAUUCGAACUAGAAAAGUUAAGGCUCAGCUCAUUUUCUCCUCAUCAAAUGGCCUGCGCCGCCUUAUCCUCCGCCGCAAGAUCGGUUUUCCGAUCAACCUCCGUCCGAAACGCUGCCGCCCGGCUCGCCUCCGAAGCCAAAGCCGCUCGUUCUCCCUUUCGCAUCACAACCAGAAACCCUCUCUCAUCGCGAAUCUUCAGGUGUCCAGUUGAAAUGAGUGCGUGUGUGGAAUCGAUGCAACCGUACCACACUGCGACUGCUUCGGCGUUGAUGACGUCCAUGCUCACCAUCUCUCAACGCGGUUAUGGUUGGCUUCCCGAAGGUAU
Ilex paraguariensis (yerba mate) is the source of this 1136-nucleotide messenger RNA. NCBI's taxonomy places the organism in Eukaryota, Viridiplantae, Streptophyta, Magnoliopsida, Aquifoliales, Aquifoliaceae. The record is from the annotation of a GenBank genome assembly.